AUGGAGGGGCCAAAACCCCUGGGGCCCUGCGGACACUCUCAUCCCCAGUGUCCCCCAGCCCCAGCUCCCAGCAAUCAUGGAGGAUGCCUGGAUCAGCCCUGUCAGGGAUUUGUAAGGUGGCCCUGUCUGGCCCCCCUUCAAUCCACUCAGUCAUUAGAGUCUUCCAGACCUUUUCCUGCUCCAGGGACAGGGGGUGGGGGAACCAGAGUGGGAGGAGAGGCACCUGGGAUGUUUUUGUCAAGCGAAGAAGGAGAUAUGCCAAGACAGAGAGCUCGAGAGCCAGCGGGGUCCAGACAAGAAGCAGAGGCCGAGGUAGAAUGGAGCUGGCCCCUGCACCCAGGCCAUGAACAGGGGCCACCUAGGCAGACAGGAUCCCCCACCUCAGGACCCAAGCCCUGCCCAUGUCCAACCCUGCCUUCCGGAGGAGGGGCCACAGCCUCACCCAGGACAGCUCCCACGCAGCUCCAGAGUGGGACACUGGGGGUUGCCGAGCACUCCUUUCUACAGCUGGAGCAGGAGAACCACAGCCUGAAAAGGCAAAACCAGGACCUCCGGGAGCAGCUGGGGGCCCUCCUGGGGCCAGGGCAGCAGUUCCUGCCUCUGUGUGCCGAGCACUCAAGCUGCACAUCCCUGGCCUGGAGUGAGCUGCAACAGAUCCGACUGUCCUUUGAGAGGAAGAAGAUGGCCAUUACUGAGGUGUGGGACGGUGUGGCUGAGGUGCACAUGGCUCUGAACAACCAGGCCACGGGGCUCCUGAACCUCAAGAAGGACAUCCGGGGUGUGCUGGAUCAGAUGGAGGACAUUCAGCUUGAGAUUCUGGGGGAGAGGGCUCAAUGCCGCACUCAGGCUAGGAAGCAGCAGCAGCAGCAGCAGCAAAUGGCAUGCAUGGAGGCCCUCAAGGUACUGAGGACAGGUUCUGACCCAGUCCCCUCCCCGACAGAAAGGCAGGCCACAGCUGGGAUGUUCCGAGGGCCUAAAGGGCCAGCUCUGGCUGCUGGCCUUGAGGCUGCUGCUGGGUGCUCUGCUGGCCUGCACGGCGGCCUACGUGUACGUGGUGGACCCUGCACCCUUCGAGGGGCUGGUGCCACCCCUGCUGAGCCGAGCCGCCGUCUGGAAGCUCAGGGCCCUACUAGGCCCCUUCUUGCGCCUCGAGGUGGACGACUUCCUGCCUUUCUAGGCCGGAGGCCCAGAGGCCCCAGCAAGGAGGAGGCCAGGUGGCUGGUGCUGCCCCGGGGACCCAGUGGCCUUACUGGUUCCUGCCUACAGCACUGCUGCACACAGUACCUACCAGGAGCUGCAGAGAAGGGUGGAGGCGGGGCUUGUCCUGAGGGCUGGGCCUGCAGCUAGACAUACAGUCAUGACACACUUUGCAUGUAA
Molecule: messenger RNA, 1377 nt
Organism: Mesocricetus auratus (golden hamster)
Lineage: Eukaryota; Metazoa; Chordata; Mammalia; Rodentia; Cricetidae
Gene: Ccdc188
Product: coiled-coil domain containing 188
Exons: 8
Coding region: 1-1347 (448 amino acids)
Source: RefSeq, a predicted model, not a curated record